This is a messenger RNA of Nymphaea colorata (pocket water lily), 905 nucleotides long. RefSeq lists its product as uncharacterized. The record is from RefSeq and is a predicted model, not a curated record. Gene Ontology annotation, molecular function: oxidoreductase activity. NCBI's taxonomy places the organism in Eukaryota, Viridiplantae, Streptophyta, Magnoliopsida, Nymphaeales, Nymphaeaceae. Gene Ontology annotation, cellular component: endoplasmic reticulum lumen. The transcript has 4 exons. The coding region runs from base 143 to 628 and encodes 161 amino acids.
AAACAUCUUAUUCUCGUCUUCUUUUUUCAAGUUGUAUCCUCUGUAUUUUGUCCGCAAUUUGUUUGAAAAGGAAAACCAAAUAAAUGGAUUGUCCAUAGUAAAAAGGGCUCCUGGAAGAAACGAGAGAGGAGGGAGGGAGAGCAUGAAGUUGGUUCUGCUAGUAGUUCUCCUCCAGGUUGCCUUCAGUUUCCUCCUGGUUCACUCCGAGAAGGAUGGCAAAUUGAGCCCCAAGACAUGCGAGGAAUUAGGGUUCACGGGCCUCGCCCUCUGUUCCGACUGCAACACCUUGGCGGAAUACGUCAAGGACGAUGCACUGGUAUCCGAGUGUCGGAAGUGUUGUACCGAGGAUUCUGAUGAUUCCAUGAGUAAGGUUACAUACUCUGGUGCAAUAUUGGAGGUCUGCAUGAGGAAACUUGUAUUUUAUCCUGAAAUUGUGUCCUUCAUCGAAGAAGACAAAGAUCAGUUUCCAUAUGUGAAAGUUCAAUAUGCUUAUGCUUCACCCCCGAAACUGAUCAUGGUCAAUGAGGAUGGUGAAACCAAAGAAACAAUAAGAAUUGACAACUGGAAGCGCGAGCAUGUGCAGCAGUUUUUGAGAGAGAAGGUGAAACCAAGCAGAGAGUCGAGCUAAAACUGGGUGCCAAUCCUCCUGUUUUUACAGAACAUGUGCAUCCACCAAUUCCUAGCAGAAUUUGACUCAUAAUUAAUUUUUGGAAAUUCUUCUGUUCCUUCUGUACUUCCAUAGUUGUUACUAGUCUCUAUUUGAGAUGCGAAAAGUAGAAAAAGUUCGGCCGUGCAACCUUUCCUACUGAAAGAAAGGAGGCUUCGCGAUUCAAAAUUGUUGUGCUUGUUGUAUUGGACAGGAAACUAGCACCUCAUCUAAUUCUGUUGCACGUCCCUCCGGCAAA